Molecule: messenger RNA, 1569 nt
Organism: Miscanthus lutarioriparius
Lineage: Eukaryota; Viridiplantae; Streptophyta; Magnoliopsida; Poales; Poaceae
Source: the annotation of a GenBank genome assembly
AUGAAGUAUAACACGAGGAAAGACGCGGGCCGCGGCGGCGGCGGCGGCGCGCCGUUUGCCAUCCCGUGCGUCGACAUCAAGUCCUUCGUGGCCUCGCUCGCCUUCCUCACGCUGUUCGUGGCGUUCUGGCAGCUACAGCCCUACGGCUCCUUGCUCACCACGGCGCGCACCUCCGCGUCGUCCUCCUGCACCCUCCUCACCGCAACCGCUGCCACGGACCUCGCCUCUCCUGACGCCACCAGCGGCACUGCCACAAACACGAACCAACCGGCGGCGGCGGCGGCGGCGGGUUCAGCUACCGCCGCCGCCUCAAAUGCUGCCCCGGUGCGGUUGGCAAAGGCGGCGCGGCCGGAAGAUCCGAACAAGCGCGUGCUCCGGCCGUACGGCAGCGCAGCGGCGCUGUUCGUGCUGAUGGGCGCGUACCGGGGCGGGCCGCGGACGUUCGCCAUCGUGGGGCUGGCGUCCAAGCCCACCCACGUGUUCGGCACCCCCUACUUCAAGUGCGAGUGGCUGCCCAACCCCACCGCCGGCGACCCCUCGCCGCGCCCCGUCCGGACCAAGGCGUACAAGAUGCUCCCGGACUGGGGCUACGGCCGCGUCUACACCGUCGUCGUCGUCAACUGCACGUUCCCCUCAAACCCCAACGCCGGGAACGCCGGGGGCAAGCUGCUCGUCCACGCCUACUACUCCACCGCCUCCCGCCGGUACGAGCGCUUCGUCGCGCUGGAGGAGGCGCCGGGCUCCUACGACGAGUCCCGCUUCAGCCCGCCGUUCCAGUACGACUACCUCUACUGCGGCUCGUCGCUGUACGGCAACCUCAGCGCCAGCCGGAUGCGCGAGUGGGUGGCAUACCACGCGCACUUCUUCGGGCCCAGGUCGCAUUUCGUGCUCCACGACGCCGGCGGUAUCAGCCCGGAGGUGAAGGCGGUGCUGGAUCCGUGGGUCAGGGCCGGCCGGGUCACCGUGCAGGACAUCCGGGCGCAGGCGGAGUACGACGGAUACUACUACAACCAGUUCUUGGUGGUGAACGACUGCCUGCACCGCUACCGGCACGCCGCCAAUUGGACCUUCUUCUUCGACGUCGACGAGUACCUUUACCUGCCCAAUGGGCAGAAGCUCGACGAAGUGCUCGGCCAGCUCUCGGGUUACUCUCAAUUCACCAUUGAGCAGAAUCCCAUGUCCAGCAAGCUCUGCCUGCAGGAUCCAAGCAGGAAUUACUCAAGAGAAUGGGGAUUUGAGAAACUCGUCUUCCGAAACUCGAUCACCAAAGUUCGCCGGGAUCGCAAGUACGCCAUCCAGGCCCGGAACGCAUACUCAGCUGGUGUGCACAUGUCGCAGAACCUCUACGGGAGGACGACCCACAAGACGGAAAACCUGAUCAGAUACUACCACUACCACAACUCCAUCAAUGUCAUGGGAGAGCCUUGCCGUGAGUUCGUGCCAAUGCCAGUGAACGGCAGCAAGACGAUGUUCGAAGGGGUUCCCUACGUAUAUGACGAUAACAUGGAGCGAUUGGCUGACGAGAUCAAACGGUUUGAGAAGGUAACCCUUGGAUCAGCUCAGACAUAG